This is a messenger RNA of Acanthisitta chloris (rifleman), 789 nucleotides long. It is a transcript of the gene FASTK, whose product is annotated as Fas-activated serine/threonine kinase. The record is from RefSeq and is a predicted model, not a curated record. The transcript is spliced from 4 exons. Gene Ontology annotation, biological process: regulation of mitochondrial mRNA stability; mitochondrial RNA processing. Gene Ontology annotation, molecular function: RNA binding. Lineage: Eukaryota; Metazoa; Chordata; Aves; Passeriformes; Acanthisittidae. The annotation marks the transcript as partial. Gene Ontology annotation, cellular component: mitochondrial matrix; ribonucleoprotein granule.
CCCGUGCCUGAUUCCCUGCAGGGCUGCCUGGGGAGUCUCCCCUCGUGCGGGUGCUGGAGGACGAGUCCCGGAGCCGCCUGGGUCGCUUCAACCAGAAGGACGUGUCGAUGGUGUUCAGCAGUGUGAUGCGGCUACACCCCUCCAGCCCACACCCCCUGGUUGAGUCCUGCCUCAGCAGCCUGGAGCGGCACCUGGAGAAGGAGCGACACCCCCAGACCCUCUUCCUGCUGCUCUCCUACUACCGUCUGCGGGCGCAGGCGCUGCAGGGCCACGCAGCCUCCGACCAGCAGCUCAUCAAUAACCGCAAGAUCCUGCGGCUUGUGCGGCACACUCUGGGCCAGGUGAGCGCCAUGCGGGAGCAUGAGCUGGCCCUGCUGGAUGAGAUGCUGGCUCUGUGUGCCCAGGAGGCCAACAACAAGGCCCUGGAGGCCAUCUUCAGCUCCCAGCUCUUCUACGAGAACCGUCAGGAGCGCUUCAUCCGCAGCAUGGCAGAGUGGCUGCCCCGGAAGGCAGAGAACCUGACCCCCUACACCAUGGCCCUCAUCGCCAAGUACGUGGCACGGCACCGUCUGCGUGAGCCGCGGCUGCUCGGCACCAUCGCUAACUUCCUGCCGAAUGGCCCCCGCCUGGACCCACGCUACCGCGUCCUCAUGUUUGAGCAUGCACUGACGGCCGACGAGGCCAACAGGAAGUACAGCUACAAGGGGCUGGUGGCCGAGGCGCUGCGGCAGCUGGUGGGCGAGGAGUGCUACCGGCAGGACGAGGUGCUGCCCCCGGGGUACUGCACAG